AGGUACAAUAUUGUAAACAGGUCAUGUUUUUCAAAUGAUAGUAGUAUAGCAUAAGCGGUGGUUACUUGUUAAUGAACUAAAAUCCAUUUAGUCUGAACUGUACGCAAAACGAAAAAUAAGCCCCUAAUUCCAGGUCUACAAGGCAAAAAUGGCCAACCCUCUGAAGAGUGCUGUGGUCAAACUGUACAAAAAUCUGCUGUAUGUGGGACGGGAUUAUCCCAAAGGCAACGACUACUUCAGAGAACGGCUGAAGGCUGCGUUCAUGAAAAAUAAGGAUGUGACAGACCCUGAAAAGAUAAAGCAACUGAUUGCACGAGGGGAGUUUGUGAUGAAAGAGUUGGAGGCUUUAUAUUUCCUUAGGAAGUACAGAGCCAUGAAGAAGCGCUACUACGACUCUGAGAAGUGAAGGUGCAGAAUAAAGAACGCAAGGCUAACGGAUGUGUAAUUGUAACCAUCUGCUUCACUUUCAUUUGAAAGCAUUCGUCAAACUGAAGACCCGCAAUGUCGCCAUUUGAUUGCCUCAUGCUUGCCAGGUCAAGGCUGUCUGCGUUGUUGCACUUGAGAAGUUGAAGUAUGUCCAUGUAUACACAAGGGUUUAGCUACUGGAAAGUAUUCAUAUUGUAUGAAGUGUUUAAAACAAAAACUCUCCCAAGUUUACCCCCCAAGUUGUACAAUGUAAAGUAUUUAACCAGAAAGGGGGCUGUCAGAAUGACAGCACUAAAUUCCCCAGACAACUACGUCACUUUCUCCAGCUGUCUAUUCCAUACCAAAAUGGUUAUUUCAUUUUUGUUUAUAUAUAUAAAAAAAUCCUCAUUUGCAAUAAAAGUUUAUAGACAAUGUU
This is a messenger RNA of Paramormyrops kingsleyae, 841 nucleotides long. Lineage: Eukaryota; Metazoa; Chordata; Actinopteri; Osteoglossiformes; Mormyridae. The record is from RefSeq and is a predicted model, not a curated record.